AUGGCCAGAUGGCAGAUUUUGCUUUCCGAAUUUGACAUACUUUAUGUGAGCCAGAAGGUUGUAAAAGGGAGUGCAAUAGCAAAUUUUCUAGCCAGCAGAGCCUUGGAGGAUUACGAGCCUUUAAAUUUUGAUUUUUCGAAUGAGGACUUGAUGUAUGUGGCAACCACUGAAGAAAAUUCCCAAGUGGAUCGCAUUUGGAAGCUAAACUUUGACAGAGCCUCAAACGCUGUUUGCAAUAGAAUUGGGGUAGUCUUAGUAUCCCCAAGUGGAGAUCAUUAUCCUAAUUCUAGCAAAUUGGAUUUUGAUUGCACAAACAACAUGGCAGAAUAUGAAGCGUGCAUCAUUGGCAUCCGUGUAGCCAUCUAUCAGAAGCUGGUUCUUGGAUUGAUUGAUGAGUUUGACGACAUUACUUUCUACUAUCUCCCACGAAAUAAAAACCAGAUGGCUGACGUGUUGGUUACUCUAGCUUCCAUGAUCAAAGUGAACAAACUAGAGGACAUGAAGCCUAUUCAGAUGAGCAUUUAUGAAACCCCGGCUCAUUACGACAAUAUCGAGGAAGAGGAAAAGGAUGAUCAUCCUUGA
Messenger RNA from Gossypium raimondii (Peruvian cotton), 582 nucleotides. RefSeq lists its product as uncharacterized. The transcript has 2 exons. The record is from RefSeq and is a predicted model, not a curated record. Gene Ontology annotation, molecular function: nucleic acid binding. The coding region runs from base 1 to 582 and encodes 193 amino acids. NCBI's taxonomy places the organism in Eukaryota, Viridiplantae, Streptophyta, Magnoliopsida, Malvales, Malvaceae.